Molecule: messenger RNA, 1163 nt
Organism: Punica granatum (pomegranate)
Lineage: Eukaryota; Viridiplantae; Streptophyta; Magnoliopsida; Myrtales; Lythraceae
Source: RefSeq, a predicted model, not a curated record
GGAAACAAAGUUGAGGAGACCGACAAGGGAGAGCCAUAUGUACCUACCCUAAUCUUCCAGUCCUGUCCCCGUGUUUGUGCAUUCGUGUAUAUACACGAAUCAUACAUGUAUAUAUAUAUCGUCGGCUAUUCAAUUAGCUUAGGUUGAGGAAACCAUCGAGUUGACAUCAAAGUUCUAGAGAGAGAGAGAGAGAGAGAGAGAGGAAGAGAGAUGGGGAUAGAGGUGGAUGCAAUGCCGGUUUCUUGGGUGGUUCACUUCCUGGCCAUCGCCGGAGCAGUGUUGGUGUUGGUGUGGAACCUCCACUUCCGCGGUGGCAUCGCCUGGGAAUCCUCCGACAAAAGCCUCAUCUUCAACCUCCACCCCGUGCUAAUGCUUAUUGGGCUAAUCAUCAUUGGAGGCGAAGCUAUCAUCGCUUACAAGUCAUUGCCUCUGAGGAAAGAGGUGAAGAAGCUUAUACAUCUUGUGCUUCAUGCCAUUGCUCUUAUCCUUGGAAUAAUUGGCAUCAACGCUGCGUUCAGAUACCAUAAUGAGAGCUCAAUCGCGAAUCUUUACAGCCUGCACUCCUGGUUGGGCAUCGGAGUUAUCGUACUCUAUGGCAUUCAGUGGUUGUAUGGGUUUGUGAUAUUCUUCUACCCGGGAGGUUCGGGGCCGGUUAAGGCUGCAUCGCUUCCCUGGCACGUCGUCUUUGGUCUGUUUGUGUACAUUCUGGCCGUUGCCACUGCAAUACUAGGGUUUCUGGAGAAGCUCACAUUCCUCGAGAGCUCGGGACUUACAAAGUAUGGAUCUGAGGCCUUCCUUGUCAAUUUCACUGCAAUCGUUACGAUCCUAUACGGGGCAUUCGUUGUAAUAACAGUUUUUGCUCGAGGCCCCCCUGCCGAAGACGAUCAUAGCUACUCUGCUAUAGAAGGAUGAUACAUAUAUAGUUGUGUCUCUGUUUUAAUGCGUAGCAGAGUGUAUUUUUCCUGCUCAUCCGUAGGGAAAUGUGAUUUUUCUUUUUUCUUUCAAUUUUAGUUUUGGGAGACAAAUCAAAAUUAAUUUGUCGAAUAGCGCUGCGCCAUCAGGUAGACAUCGCAUGCAAUCUUUGUUUGUAAGAAUAAUAUUAAUGAAUAUUCCCAUGUGUGUAUAGAUAAAUAUAUAUAUAUAUAUAUAUAUAUUAUUUAUUA